This is a messenger RNA of Galeopterus variegatus (Sunda flying lemur), 2746 nucleotides long. RefSeq names its product nucleus accumbens associated 1, BEN and BTB (POZ) domain containing (gene NACC1). The transcript has 5 exons. Bases 402 to 2015 code for a protein of 537 amino acids. Lineage: Eukaryota; Metazoa; Chordata; Mammalia; Dermoptera; Cynocephalidae. Gene Ontology annotation, biological process: regulation of transcription by RNA polymerase II. The record is from RefSeq and is a predicted model, not a curated record. Gene Ontology annotation, molecular function: protein binding; RNA polymerase II cis-regulatory region sequence-specific DNA binding; DNA-binding transcription factor activity, RNA polymerase II-specific.
GUGCUAGUGCUAGUUAAUGGCCAGUGCUAGUUAAUGGUCGCAGGGCACUCACUGUGUCCUGGCCACCUUUCCAAGCACCUAGGCAAACUCAUUUAAUAUUCAAGUACAUACAGGUAAGAAUGCUUUUGCCCUCUCUGUAAGGGACAGCAUGUGGCCACCCUGGUCUGUAGCUGGCUUAGCCAAUUUGGCAGUAAUAUCAUAAAAGCAAAUCCCCACCUAAGUGAAAGGAGUGGGUGGCCCUGUGCAAUUCUUACGGCCAUGGCAAAUUCCAUCACAUGGAUGUCUGCUCUCGUGUGUCCUCCAGCAGAUGAGGUCUGUGCGGGCCGGGCCAAACCAGCGCUUGCCCCCUGACCCCAUCACUCCAUUCUUUGUCUCUCCCUAUCCCUUGUGCAGCUGCCGCCAUGGCCCAGACCCUGCAGAUGGAGAUCCCGAACUUUGGCAACAGCAUCCUGGAGUGCCUCAAUGAGCAGCGGCUGCAGGGCCUGUACUGUGACGUGUCCGUGGUGGUCAAGGGCCACGCCUUCAAGGCCCACCGGGCGGUGCUGGCCGCCAGCAGCUCCUACUUCCGGGACCUGUUCAACAGCAGCCGCAGUGCCGUGGUGGAGCUCCCAGCGGCUGUGCAGCCCCAGUCUUUCCAGCAGAUCCUCAGCUUCUGCUACACGGGCCGGCUGAGCAUGAAUGUGGGCAACCAGUUCCUGCUCAUGUACACGGCCGGCUUCCUGCAGAUCCAGGAGAUCAUGGAGAAGGGCACAGAGUUCUUCCUCAAGGUGAGCUCCCCAAGCUGCGACUCCCAGGGCCUGCACGCUGAGGAGGCCCCAUCAUCCGAGCCCCAAAGCCCCGUGGCGCAGACAUCAGGCUGGCCAGCCUGCGGCACCCCGCUGCCCCUUGUGUCACGGGUCAAGACGGAGCAGGAGGAGUCGGACUCUGUGCAGUGCACACCUGUGGCCAAGCGGCUGUGGGACAGCGGCCAGAAGGAGGCCCGGGGCGGUGGCAGCCGUAAGAUGGCCAAGUUCUCCACACCGGACUUGGCCGCCAACCGGCCACCCCAAGCCCCGCCUCCCCAGCAGUCCCCAGUGGUGGCAGCGGCCCAGCCUGCCGGGGUGGCCAUGGCAGCGGCAUCAGGGGCAGGGGCCGGGCAGCCAGCUGGUGGGGCGGCAGUGGUGGCAGCAGUGGCAGCAGGGGGCAUGGUGAGCGGGCCCAGCACAUCCGAGCGGACCAGCCCGGGCACCUCAAGUGCCUACACCAGCGACAGCCCUGGCUCCUACCACAAUGAGGAGGACGAGGAGGAGGACGGGGGAGAGGAGGGCGUGGACGAGCAGUACCGGCAGAUCUGCAACAUGUAUACCAUGUACAGCAUGAUGAACGUCGGCCAGACAGCCGAGAAGGUGGAGGCCCUCCCCGAGCAGGUGGCCCCUGAGUCCCGGAAUCGAAUCCGAGUGAGGCAGGACCUUGCGUCUCUCCCGGCCGAGCUCAUCAACCAGAUUGGCAACCGCUGCCACCCCAAGCUCUACGAUGAGGGCGACCCCUCCGAGAAGCUGGAGCUGGUGACAGGCACCAAUGUGUACAUCACGAGGGCGCAGCUCAUGAACUGCCACGUCAGCGCGGGCACAAGGCACAAGGUCCUGCUGCGGCGGCUCCUGGCCUCCUUUUUUGACCGGAACACUCUGGCCAACAGCUGCGGCACCGGCAUCCGCUCUUCCACCAACGACCCCAGACGCAAACCACUGGACAGUCGCGUCCUCCACGCCGUCAAGUACUACUGCCAGAAUUUCGCCCCCAACUUCAAGGAGAGCGAAAUGAAUGCUAUCGCCGCCGACAUGUGCACCAAUGCCCGCCGCGUCGUGCGCAAGAGCUGGAUCCCCAAGCCCAAGGCGCUCCUGGCUGAGGGUGACACCUACACCACCUUCAUUGGUGAAACGGGCAAGAUAGAGCCGGACAUGAUGGGCCUGGAGCACGGCUUCGAGACUGCCAGCCACGAUGGCGAGGCUGGCCCUUCGGCCGAGGCCCUCCAGUAACCCCCACUGGACCCUCCCCGCGGGGCCGUCACACUCCCCCCUCCUGUCACACACACCCACCCACCAUCUUGGUCACGAGCUACUGUCUGUCCUUCCCCAGGACCCGCGGGGGGCACUGCAUGCUCCUGGCCCCUCUGCCUCCCUGUCACACCCCCUUCACCCAAUAUGAGCCGGCCGGCAGGGAGAGGACGGAGGGGCAGGUGGCGGCGAGGUUUGUGUUGCCUGCUCUGACACAGUGCACUCUCCUGACCCCUAGCAUUCCUCUCCCUACUCACCAGGCCCCGCGUGGGAGGGGGCUGGCUUGGGGCGCUCGAGAGGUUCCCCUCCCCAGGCCCUGGGCCGCCUCAGCCUCUGCCCCUUGGGACUUGACGGGGGUCCCUGGGGGUUCUCAGACCCCUCCUGUCACCUCCCAGUGCUUCCACGUCUCCAAAAGCGCCUUCCUGUCACCCUCGUCUGUCCCUGGACCUGGGGCUGGGGUCAGCGAGGCCAUGGGGACUGUCCAUUUUAUAGCUGAGGAAACUGAGGCUAUGAGAAAUUUCCACAACCAACCUAAUGUGGCCAGCGGUGGCGGGCUCAGCACCUUUCUCUCCCCUGCCCAUCGCUGGGACUCUAUUGCCCCCAUUGGUCCCCUGGGGCCUGAAAGAGGCAGGUCCUAAGGGAGGAGGGCUCUUGGGGGCAGACCAAGGGCCUCAGAGGACAGGAGAGGUGUCCGGGGUUUGCAGAGCAUAUGC